Molecule: messenger RNA, 957 nt
Organism: Penicillium samsonianum
Lineage: Eukaryota; Fungi; Ascomycota; Eurotiomycetes; Eurotiales; Aspergillaceae
Exons: 4
Coding region: 1-957 (318 amino acids)
Source: RefSeq, a predicted model, not a curated record
AUGCAAACCCGUGGGAACCGUCUAAACUACUUCGCUUUAAAUGAUGGACCUGAAGACUGGUUGUCUAGCCAGGAAGAGCCGGUCCCAUCAUCCCCACCCUUUGGCGAUAGUCAAUCAGCAAUCGGUACCAAAAUCGAUCCUCUUCUUGAAUCUUUCGACGAAGUUUUACCUUCAGAAUCCGCCUCCCAGCAGCCAGCCACGAACUCCAAACGGCAUGACUCUACCACCAACAUUCGGCAUCAUUUGAAAGAGAAGCAUGGUGUUCUACCACCUAAUGUCUCCAUCCCUGAUCCAGCUCCGAAGCCUAAUCUUAUCAGUCUUUGGGGAAAGAAGGGAAAGAUUACAGCUCAACAACUUCUUGAGAAUAAUCUUCUUCGUUGGGUUAUUAGCAGCAAACAACCAUUUACAGUCAUUGAGUCCCCAGAAUCUCGGCAAUUAUUCAAGGAUAUACCAGGGGUUUCGCCCCCAUGUACCUCUCGACAUACACUUCGACAGCGUCUUCUGGAAGACUUCAACUUACAACAUGCUAAGUUGAAAGAAGAGCUUGCGACUACAUGCCAAGCAAUCGCUCUAUCCCUUGAUGUAUGGACCAGCAAGAACCAUAUCCCAAUUUUGGGUGUCAUUAGCCAUUGGCUUACAGAAGAAUUUGACUAUCGAGAGAAAGUCCUUGAAUUCAAAGAGCUCCAUGGUCCCCAUAGUGGAGAGAACUUGGCUGCAGCUAUUCAAGCUCUACUUGUUGAACUGUAUCUUGAGCUCGUUUGGGACCAAUUCCUUAUUCUGUGGGGAUGCUUGGCCCAUAUCAUCAACCUCAUCGUGAAGGAUAUUCUACUGGCUCUGAGGUCCGGUAAUACAGAAGAAGCUGCUUCUAUCUCUUCGGAUCUUAGCUCGCUGGAUUCAACGGAGUCCACAACGAAGGCAAUCAUGGAACGAUACUUGCAACCGGAUGAACUUAUCUAA